Pseudogymnoascus verrucosus is the source of this 1805-nucleotide messenger RNA. RefSeq lists its product as uncharacterized. Lineage: Eukaryota; Fungi; Ascomycota; Leotiomycetes; Thelebolales; Thelebolaceae. The coding region runs from base 331 to 1602 and encodes 423 amino acids. The record is from RefSeq and is a predicted model, not a curated record. The transcript is spliced from 2 exons.
CUCUAUCGCCCGCCGUCGAUCAUCAGUCGUCAAUCCCCAAAAAGCCAAGCCAGCGCUGGCCUACAUGCGCUGAGCUGAGCUGCAUCUCUUUUGUAGCCCUCGGAUAAUCCCUCCCCCUCUCCCUCCAUCCAUACAGCGUGUGCCCAGCCCACCGCCCAUCCGUCCGCUCGACCCCUCCAUCCAUCCCCGCCGUUACCGCUGCUGCGCCCUCAUCCUCCCAUUCCUUCCACCAGCACCACCGACUACCGCCUCAGCCACUACCGCAAAAAAACCCCAGCGCCUACAUACAUGCCUAUCUGACUCGUACAUUCCCCAACCUACAAAACAAAGAUGACAUCCCCCACCCCAUCACCACGCGCCCCCUUCCCCCCCUCCCCCGACGGCGCGGCCGCGCCGGAGCUGGACCACGCGCCUGCGCUGUCGUCGGCGAAUGCAAGGGCGAGGUUUGAGUUUGAGGCCGGGAGGGGGGCGGAGGGGAGUAAAGUUUUGAUGGUUGAGUGGAGUACACCCCUCAGAGCUUCUGGUAGUGAGGAGGAGGAGAAGGAGGGUAAAGAGGAGGAGGAGGAGGUGUGGGAAGUUAGUUGGGAGGGUAAGGCGAGGGGUGUUGUUUAUGGAAGCGGCAGCGCGACGGUGGAUGAGAGCGAGGCUGCGGCCGGGGAGGUGACGGGGAAGGUAAACACGCAUCGAUUAUACUUCCUCCUCCCACCGCAGACACCGGUUCCGCGACUUGUAAAUAUCUCCCGCCGCGCCGCCCCCGCCUCCGAGGCCCUCCACACAAACCCCCUCCCCGCGAUCUUCCCACCCGAACUCGGGGCCUCAGCACGGACAGCGGGUAGGAAGGGGGUAUUGCAUACGCGGUGGGCGAAGCGGAGGGUAGCGGUGCUUGAGAAGGAGAUUGAGAAGGAGGGGGAGGGUGGGGAGGGCGUGGGCUGGGAGAUGGCUGUUAGAGAGCGGGUGUGGAUUGAGGAGAAUUUUGGGGUUGGGAAAGGUGCGGGGAAGGGGGAGGGAGGGGAUGGGGGUGGGAGUGGGAAUGGGAAUGUCAGUGGGAAGAUGCCGGGGAGUCCGUUGGGGAGAGUCGCGGGGAGGAUGGGGGGGUUGAAACUAGGGACUAGUCCGGGGGAAUUGGAUGUUCAUGCCCCAGAGCCACUCAACCCCCUCUCCCCCGCCCCCUCCGACAUCGCCAUCGCCGCCCCGGCAUUCGCUCUCUUCCACUCCCCCGCGCCCUCCUCCACUCCACAAUCCUCCCAAACCUCCCAAACAACCUUACCCCCACAAACGCGCGCCGCACCAGCGAUAGUAUCACAACUCCCACCCGCCUCCAUCAUCGCACAACAGGCCUCCACAGGGGAUGGGCGACUGAUGAGCUCGCUUGAUGCGUUGGCGGGGGGUGAUACUGCUAGUGCUGGGGGGAGGUGGACGUCUGUGGAGAGUAGCGCGGUGGGUGGAGGUGCGGGUGCGGGUGCGGGGGCUGGGGAGGAUGAGGAGGGAGGGGAUGGAGAGGGGAAGGAUGAGUUAUUCGCUAUUCCACCACGGGAGAGGGGGCCGGAGAUGGCGAGGAGUCCGUUUAGUCUUGUUAGCGAGGAGGUUGUGCCGUGGCGGUGACGUUUGGGGGUUGUUUGAGAGGGUGGAGGAGGGGGAAUGUGCACGCUCGCUAUAUACCCUUUCUGUUGAUUGAUAGUGGUGGUUGUUAACAUAUAGCACACCUGGGUCAAGCCCGGUAAUAUCCCAGCAAUGGUGAACAUAUAGGUUUGAUCAUAUGUUGACUAUUACAAAAUUGAAUAGCUAUAUCACCAUGUUGCUACCCG